AAACCACCCCAACAAUCCCAUGUUUCUCAUUCUCUUCCUUCUCCUUUUAAAACACAACAAGGUCACACAAAAUAACCCAUUAUCGAUCCCCUCCUCUCUUUCUCUCUAAUGGCUACUCAUCAAAAUUUUGAACCAAUAACGAAAUGUAAGUCCGAGGGACGGUCAAAUCAAACCGUGGCAGCUGACCUAGAUGGUACACUUUUGGUGUCUAGAAGUGCUUUUCCAUACUUCAUGCUUGUCGCCUUAGAAGCCGGCAAUCUUCUUCGAGCGUUAGUCCUUCUUGCGUCCGUCCCAUUUGUGUAUUUCGUGUACUUGUUUGUUUCAGAAUCCAUUGCCAUCCAAACGUUCAUUUUCAUUGCCUUUUCGGGUUUGAAAAUUCGAGAUAUUGAGCUUGUUUCUAGGUCUGUUUUGCCUAAAUUCUAUGCUGAAGAUGUCCACCUGGAGACUUGGAGAGUUUUCAACUCUUUUGGCAAGAGAUAUAUAGUUACUGCAAACCCUAGAAUCAUGGUGGAACACUUUGCCAAGAACUUUUUGGGGGCUGAUGAGGUUCUUGGGACAGAGUUGGAAAUAUCCAAAUCUGGACGUGCAACAGGGUUUGUUAAAAAACCUGGUGUUCUUGUUGGUGAACACAAAAAAAUGGCAAUUUUAAAUGAAUUUGGCACAAAGGUUCCGGAUUUAGGUCUCGGCGAUAGAGAGACUGAUCAUGGCUUCAUGUCGAUAUGCAAGGAAGCAUACAUGGUGCCUAGAACAAGAUGUGAACCCCUAACAAGAAACAAGCUUCUAUCACCAAUAAUUUUCCAUGAGGGACGUCUAGUACAAAGACCUACACCUCUUGUGGCACUAAUGACCUUCUUAUGGAUGCCAAUAGGCAUAAUUCUUUCUUUACUUAGAAUUUAUCUCAACAUCUACUUACCAGAAAAAAUUGUUCAAUACAAUUAUAAGUUUCUUGGAAUUAAGCUUAUUGUAAAGGGCACCCCUCCACCGCCGCCUAAGGAUGGCCGAGGCGGCGUCCUCUUCGUCUGCAACCACCGGACCAUCAUCGACCCUGUCGUCCUUGCAGUUGCACUAGGGAGGAAAGUCAGCUGUGUCACUUAUAGCAUAAGUAAAUUUUCAGAAAUGAUUUCACCAAUUAAAGCAGUUGCAUUAUCAAGGGAAAGAGAGAAAGAUGCAGCACAAAUUAAAACCCUACUUCAAGAAGGUGACCUUGUGAUAUGUCCUGAGGGUACUACUUGUAGGGAGCCAUUUCUCUUAAGAUUCAGUGCAUUAUUUGCAGAACUUACGGACAGAAUCGUGCCUGUGGCGAUUAACGUUAAACAAAGCGUGUUUUAUGGAACAUCGGCUCGAGGGCACAAAAUUUUUGAUCCAUAUUUUGUGUACAUGAACCCUAGGCCUGUUUAUGAGAUUACUUUCUUGAAGCAACUGCCACGUGAACUCACUUGCAAAGGUGGAAAAUCAGCCAUUGAAGUUGCAAAUUAUAUUCAGAGGGUGCUGGGUGGGACAUUAGGGUUUGAGUGUACUAAUUUGACUAGGAAGGACAAGUAUACUAUGAUAGCUGGAACAGAUGGCAGUGUCCAAUCCAAGAAGGAGAAGUCUGAAGAUAAAAAUAAGUAAUUAACUCCAGUGAUUCUCUGAAAAAAAUAAAAAGAAUAAUAAAUCUUUGAAUUUUAUGCAUGGAAUUGGAUUUACUGAUGGAGGAUCCACAAUGAAUAAAUAAAUUAGUUGAUAUAUUGUACUAUGAAAUGUAAAGUAGGUUUUCCAAGUAUAGUAGUAUUCAUGAAUCAAUAUUGUUAAAUCAAGUUGCUUAAAUUUGAGAGAAAUCAUUCUUCUCCAUUCGAUUGAACCCUAUAUCUAUUGUGAAGAUUCAGGAUGAAGUUACUUUAAUUUUGAAAUGUAUCUAUCAUUUUUGCGU
Molecule: messenger RNA, 1909 nt
Organism: Olea europaea var. sylvestris
Lineage: Eukaryota; Viridiplantae; Streptophyta; Magnoliopsida; Lamiales; Oleaceae
Product: glycerol-3-phosphate 2-O-acyltransferase 6-like
Exons: 2
Coding region: 109-1611 (500 amino acids)
Biological process (GO): cutin biosynthetic process
Cellular component (GO): membrane
Molecular function (GO): glycerol-3-phosphate 2-O-acyltransferase activity; phosphatase activity
Source: RefSeq, a predicted model, not a curated record